AUGUACGGGGGAGAUGAAGUUUCGGCUGUAGUGGUGGACUUGGGUUCGCAUACCUGCAAAGCUGGUUAUGCUGGUGAAGAUGCGCCCAAAGCUGUUUUUCCAUCUGUUGUUGGAUCAAUUGAUCAAAUGGAAGUUGAUGAACCUGAUAUUCCUGACAAGAAUUCAGGAUCUGCUUCUGAUACCAAAUCCAAGGGUAAGCGCAAGUUUUAUGUAGGAUCUCAAGACUUGGGAUUCCGACGCGAUCACAUGGAGGUGCUGUCACCCUUCAAGGAUGGAAUAGUUAUUGACUGGGAUAUGGUUGAAAGCAUAUGGGACCAUGCCUUGAGGAAAUGCCUGUUAAUUGAUCCAAAAGAGCAUCCCAUGCUACUUGCUGAGCCAUGUUCUAAUACCCAACAACAGAGAGAAAAAGCUGCAGAGAUUAUGUUUGAAAAAUACCAAGUUCCUGCAUUAUUUUUGGCCAAAAAUGCUGUACUCACAUCUUUUGCAUCAGGCCGUGCAACCUCUUUAAUUGUUGACAGUGGUGGAGGGUCAACUACCGUGGCUGCGGUACAUGAUGGAUAUGUUCUUCAGAAGGCUGUGGCAACAUCUCCCAUCGGGGGUGAAUUUCUUACAGAUUGCUUGUUGAAAAGCUUGGAACAGAAAGGCAUUUCCAUAAAGCCACGAUAUGCAUUUAAAAGGAAGGAUAUUCGCCCUGGAGAAUUCCAGACAGUGCACCUUGACUUUCCAAAUACAACUGAAAGUUACAAACUCUAUUCCCAGAGGGUGAUUGUUAGUGACAUAAAAGAAUGCGUGUGUCGAGCACCAGAUACUCCAUAUGAUGAGAGUUCGUAUUCAAAUAUCCCAAUGACAUCUUAUGAGCUUCCUGAUGGACAGAUGAUAGAAAUCGGAGCUGACAGAUUUAAGAUUCCUGAUAUUCUAUUCAAUCCAUCAUUAGUUCAGAGUAUCCCUGGCAUGGAAACAUAUGCAAAGACUACUACAUCUGUUCGUGGUUUGCCGCAAAUGGUUAUUGAGAGCAUUAACAAGUGUGAUGUUGACAUACGCAGAGAACUAUUUAGCAGCAUAUUGCUUGCUGGUGGCACGGCGUCAAUGCAACAAUUGAAAGAACGUUUGGAGAAAGAUUUACUUGAGGAAUCUCCUCAAGCAGCAAGAGUUAAAGUGCUGGCAAGUGGAAAUGCUACUGAGAGGAGAUUUAGUGUUUGGAUUGGAGGGAGUAUAUUGGCAUCGCUUGGUUCUUUUCAGCAAAUGUGGUUCUCAAAGUCUGAAUUCGAAGAGCAUGGAGCUUCGUAUAUUCAAAGGAAAUGCCCGUAA
This is a messenger RNA of Fraxinus pennsylvanica, 1308 nucleotides long. NCBI's taxonomy places the organism in Eukaryota, Viridiplantae, Streptophyta, Magnoliopsida, Lamiales, Oleaceae. The record is from the annotation of a GenBank genome assembly.